AUGCUAUCCUCUCCCGUCUCACCUGCUACCCCCCGCCUCAUCUGCUAUCAUCUUCCGCCUCACCUGCUAUCCUCUCCCGCCUCACCUGCUAUCCUCUCCUGCAUCACCUGCUAUCCUCCCCCGCCUCACCUGCUAUCCUCUUCCGUCUCACCUGCUAUCCUCUUCCGUCUCACCUGCUAUCCCCCGCCUCACCUGCUAUCCUCUUCCGCCUCACCUGCUAUCCUCUCCUGCCUCACCUGCUAUCCUCUUCCGCCUAACCUGCUAUCCUCUCUCGCUUCACCUGCUAUUCUCUCCCGCCCCACCUGCUAUCCUCCCCCGCCUCACCUGCUAUCCUCUUCCGUCUCACCUGCUAUCCUCUUCCGUCUCACCUGCUAUCCCCCGCCUCACCUGCUAUCCUCUUCCGCCUCACCUGCUAUCCUCUCCUGCAUCACCUCUAUCCUCUUCCGCCUCACCUGCUAUCCUCUCCCGCCCCACCUGCUAUCCCCCGCCUCACCUGCUAUCCUCUUUCGUCUCACCUGCUAUCUUCUCCUGCCUCACCUGCUAUUCUUUUCUGUCGCACCUGCUGUCGACAUCGCUGUUAUCAUCGAGGUUGGUUUAUUGCCUUAA
This is a messenger RNA of Acanthosepion pharaonis, 606 nucleotides long. The record is from the annotation of a GenBank genome assembly. Lineage: Eukaryota; Metazoa; Mollusca; Cephalopoda; Sepiida; Sepiidae.